Boeremia exigua is the source of this 1967-nucleotide messenger RNA. RefSeq lists its product as uncharacterized. The coding region runs from base 274 to 1914 and encodes 546 amino acids. The record is from RefSeq and is a predicted model, not a curated record. The transcript has a single exon. NCBI's taxonomy places the organism in Eukaryota, Fungi, Ascomycota, Dothideomycetes, Pleosporales, Didymellaceae.
AGCCACUCAAAAGACGUGUUUCACGAUGAUGAGCUUGGCGGUGGUAAUGGUGUAGCGAAUUCGGUCACGCUAGACCUAAACAGGCUUCAGCUGAACUUUUGGUGGCUUCGGUCUAGGUCCAUUAGUCGCAGUGCCUCUGACUUGGGCAUGUACAUGCUGGGGAAAACGAAGCGCCGCGAGUAUAUGUGGCACGCUCGUGCGCUCCUGAACGUGCACGUCGACUAAUCUUGUCAAGAUCUACUGCCUGUUGUCGAGCAGCUUGCUAACCUCGCCAUGAUGGACCAGAAGAAACCUGGUGUAGCUGUUGAGGGGGUCGUUGCAGACUCAAAAGCCUACACUGCGCGCUCACGAUCAGCUACGCGACACUCGCAAUGGCCUAUUCUGCUGGCGAUAUUCUGCGUUCUGGCUGCCUCCAUAGGUGCCGCGUUGGUGGUGUAUCUGUCCGAUGGAAAGCCCACAACCUCUUGGAAAACACGGCCGUCUGUUCUGUUGGCCAUCAUAGCGCCCAUCAUCACGCUCUCAUUUGCGUUCCUGUUAUCGACAGCGUUCUCGAUCUCCUGGUGGAGAGCAGCCGAGGCGGGCACCACUAUUGAACAUCUCAAUCGAAUCUGGGAUCGCGGUUUUUGGCUGCGAAGGAGUACCUGGAAGACAGCCGUGUUCAGCACAAACGGGUUCAAGAGACUGGCAGUCGUCUCUUUACUGGUACCGAUAGGCAACUUUCUAUACAACCCUUUGUUCCAAUUAUCGACGACCGCAUCUCAUACUGGUGCCGAGGCUGAAACCAUCUCUCUGACACUCGAUAUUCUUCCCGAGAUACCGAAUGGUCUUGCUUCGCUCUCAUACACCGGUUCAGGGGCUCGUAUGGACUUCACCGCUGCAGCUGUACAGUGGUACCGCAAUGACACCAUUCACACAAAGGACGAAGUUGGAUACAGAUGCGACGGCACUUGUCGAGGCACAGUCGUAGCCCCUGGUAUUGUGGCUACGUGCACGAGCGAGACCACCACGAUGGAUCUGACGCAAGCCUCCACUGAAGAACGCUGGUUCUUCCGGGUCAAUCAGACGUACGAGCGAACUGCGGAUAACUACAUGGUCCACGUCCUAAGAAGCACGUACACACCUGAAACAGCCCAGAACUGUACUUCAACUGUCAUCACGGAAACCUGCGUUAUCGAAAUAGGCCAAGUUGACUACGACAUUGAAAUCAGAGGCACACAGGUCUCGGUACUGCCCAAAACAUCCUCACAAUGGGUAUCGAACAAUAUCUCGCGGACCGCACCUCACGACGCCCCAACAUCCGAGCGACCAGGACCACUGUGGGCACUGGGAUACAUGGCGACCUACUUCGGUUCGUGGUCCGGAUGGGAGGCCAACGCAACGCAAAUGUCCACAUUCGGCAUCCUCUCCGAACAGUUGUACCUCUACACCAAGCAGGGCAACGACUCCCUCUGCAUCUCAGACUACCGCUGGUCAAACCCAACAGACUACGUCCUCAACGGCAUGGGCCAGACCCUCUUCCGCCUCGCCAUGAACGGCAACUCGGCCACCAACCUCACCGUCCUCAGCGCCCCGAACGGCAUCUUCCCCCAGCCACAAACCUUCUCCGCGUACCACACGCACGAAGUCAUCUUCUACAAGAGCGACUUCAAAUGGCUGGGAAUCGCGCUCGGCGCGGUGCUGCUGAGUCUGCUCGCCCUGUCGACGAUCUUGUUGGGCUCUCGUAAUAUCUCCCGCACUGUUACGCUGAGUCCCGUGGAGACGUUCCAGGUGUUUCCGAUCGAGGUGCAGAGGACGCUGCUCUCUCGGUCGAAUACGGGGCUUGCGCAUCGGACGGAGGAUAUUCUGAAACAUGUCGGGGACACGAGGGUGCAGUAUAAGCCGAGCUAUAGCCCUAUUGAGACUCGGGAACCGUAGGUGGGGGGGUUUAUCUGGAUAUAGUGUCGGAACGCGUAUCAACUAUUUUCAAA